Messenger RNA from Corapipo altera (White-ruffed manakin), 502 nucleotides. RefSeq names its product transmembrane protein 160 (gene TMEM160). The transcript has 3 exons. The record is from RefSeq and is a predicted model, not a curated record. The coding region runs from base 1 to 486 and encodes 161 amino acids. NCBI's taxonomy places the organism in Eukaryota, Metazoa, Chordata, Aves, Passeriformes, Pipridae.
AUGCUCCGCUGGGGCCGAGCGGUGGUCGCGGCGCUCCGGGGGUCGCGGGGGGGGCUCGGGGGUCGCCCGGGGGGGUCCCGGCUGAGCCUGGGCCGCCCCCCGCCGCCCCCCCCGCCCGCCCCGUCCGAGCUGGAACGGGCGGACGCGGUUCUGCUGCGGAAAGCGCUGGAGGGAGCGUUCCUGGCCUGGUUCCGCAACGGGCUCUUGGCCACCGGCAUCGGCGUCAUCGCCUUCGUGCAGAGCGACACCGGCAGGGACGCGGCCUACGGUUUUUUCCUGCUGGGGGGUCUGUGCGUGUCCCACGGGGGGGUCUCCUACGUGCUGAGCUCGGCUUUGCUGCGCCGCCCGAUGCUCCUCGCGGUCCCCGCGGCCGCCGCCUCGGCCGCGCUCACGGGGCUCCUCCUCCUGCUCUGGGCGGCCUCGCUGUCCCUCUACGUGGGGCGGCUCGAGGUCGAGAUCGUCCCCGAGGAGCCCCCCGAGAAGUGACGGGGGGCUGCGACCC